AUGCUGGCCCAACACGUCUUGCUGGGACCAAUGGAAUGGUAUCUCUGUGGUGAAGAUCCUGCCUUUGGUUUUCCAAAGCUCGAGCAAGCAAACAAACCUUCCCAUCUCUGUGGCCGCGUUUUUAAAGUGGGAGAGCCUACGUAUUCUUGCAGAGACUGUGCAGUUGACCCAACUUGUGUGCUAUGCAUGGAGUGCUUUCUUGGAAGUAUUCAUAGAGAGCACCGAUACAGGAUGACAACAUCAAGUGGAGGAGGUUUUUGUGACUGUGGUGAUACAGAAGCUUGGAAGGAAGGUCCUUACUGUCAAAAGCAUGAGCUUAACACUUCAGAGACUGCAGAAGAAGAGGAUCCUCUUGUGCAUUUACCAGAAGAUAUGGUAGCAAGAGCUUAUAAUAUUUUUGCCAUCACAUUUAAAUAUGCAGUAGAUAUAUUAACAUGGGAAAAGGAAAAUGAAUUGCCUGGACUUGAAAUGAUUGAGAAGAGUGACACUUACUACUGCAUGCUGUUUAAUGAUGAAGUCCAUACCUAUGAACAAGUUAUUUAUACACUUCAGAAGGCUGUAAACUGCACACAGAAGGAAGCCAUUGGGUUUGCAACAACAGUAGAUAGAGAUGGACGUAGGUCUGUUCGAUAUGGAGACUUUCAGUACUGUGAUCAAGCAAAAUCAGUAAUAGUGAGAAAUACCAGUCGUCAGACAAAGCCAUUGAAAGUGCAAGUUAUGCACUCAUCUAUUGUUGCCCAUCAGAGCUUUGGUCUGAGGCUCCUAACUUGGCUUGGCAGUGUUAUUGGAUAUUCAGCUGGCCUUCGCCGAAUAUUGUGUCAGGUUGGUUUGCAAGAAGGGCCAGAUGGUGAAAAUUCUUCUCUUGUGGAUAAGCUGAUGCUGUAUGAUUCUAAACUGUGGAAAGGAGCUAGAAAUGUGUAUCACCAGUUAUUCAUGAGCAGCCUGCUUAUGGAUUUGAAGUACAAGAAACUCUUCGCUAUCCGCUUUGCAAGAAAUUACCGGCAGUUGCAGAGAGAUUAUAUGGAGGAUGAUCACGAACGGGCAGUAUCGGUGGCUGCUCUGUCUGUCCAACUCUUCACUGUACCUACUCUGAACUAUGAGCGAUUGCAGAGUGAUUUUAUGAAAGAUGACCACGACAGAGAGUUCUCAAUUGCUGACCUCUCGAUACAGAUAUUCACAGUCCCUUCUCUUGCUCGAAUGCUAAUAACAGAAGAAAAUCUCAUGACCACUAUCAUCAAAACUUUCAUGGACCACUUGAGGCACCGUGACAUCCAAGGCAGGUUUCAGUUCGAACGUUACACGGCUCUGCAGGCUUUCAAAUUCAGGCGUGUUCAAAGCCUUAUUUUGGAUCUCAAGUAUGUGUUGAUAAGUAAGCCAACUGAGUGGUCAGAUGACUUGAGACAGAAGUUCCUAGAGGGUUUUGAUGCCUUCUUAGAAUUACUCAAAUGCAUGCAGGGUAUGGAUCCCAUAACUCGUCAAGUAGGUCAACACAUCGAAAUGGAGCCGGAGUGGGAAGCAGCGUUUACAUUGCAGAUGAAAUUAACACUUGUUAUUUCGAUGAUGCAGGACUGGUGUGCAUUGGAUGAGAAAGUGUUAAUUGAAGCUUACAAGAAAUGCCUGACUGUGUUGAUGCAGUGUCAUAGUGGGUUUACUGAUGGAGAACAGCCUAUUGUUCUCAGUAUGUGUGGACAUUCAGUUGAGACCAUCAGAUACUGCGUUUCUCAGGAAAAAGUUAGCAUUCAUCUCCCAGUUUCUCGUUUACUUGCAGGCUUGCAUGUUUUGCUGAGUAAAACUGAAGUGGCAUACAAGUUUCCAGAGCUGCUACCCCUGAGUGAACUGAGCCCACCUAUGUUAAUAGAACAUCCUCUGCGAUGCCUAGUCCUGUGUGCCCAAGUGCAUGCAGGGAUGUGGAGAAGAAAUGGGUUCUCUCUUGUAAAUCAGAUUUAUUACUAUCAUAACGUGAAGUGCAGGAGGGAGAUGUUUGACAAGGACAUAGUAAUGCUUCAGACAGGUGUGUCUAUGAUGGAUCCAAAUCACUUCUUGAUGAUAAUGUUGAGUCGCUUUGAACUUUAUCAGAUAUUUAGUACUCCAGACUAUGGCAAAAGAUUCAGCACAGAAAAUACUAACAAGGAUGUUGUUCAACAAAAUAACACUCUUAUAGAAGAGAUGCUAUACCUCAUUAUAAUGAUUGUUGGUGAAAGAUUCAGUCCUGGAAUAGGACAGGUAAAUGCAACAGAUGAAAUCAAACGAGAGAUCAUCCAUCAGCUGAGCAUCAGGCCAAUGGCUCACAGCGAACUGGUAAAGGCAUUACCUGAAGAUGAAAACAGAGAGACAGGGAUGGAAAGUGUGAUUGAAGAAGUGGCAUGUUUCAAGAAACCUGGAUUAACAGGCAGGGGACUGUAUGAAUUAAAACCAGAAUGUGCCAAGAGCUUCAAUCUGUAUUUCUAUCACUUUUCAAGGGCAGAGCAAUCAAAGGCAGAGGAAGCACAAAGAAAGCUGAAAAGACAGAACAGAGAAGAUACAGCACUUCCACCACCAGCGCUUCCUCCCUUCUGUCCACUUUUUGCCAGCCUGGUUAACAUUCUGCAAUCUGAUGUGAUGCUGUGCAUUAUGGGGACUAUACUGCAGUGGGCAGUAGAACACAAUGGCUAUGCCUGGUCAGAGUCCAUGCUGCAAAGGGUUUUGCAUUUGAUUGGAAUGGCACUACAAGAAGAAAAACAACAUCUGGAGAAUCUCAGUGAGGAGAAUGUUGUAACAUUUACCUUCACUCAGAAGAUAUCAAAACCAGGAGAGGCACCCAGUAAUUCCCCUAGUAUACUGGCUAUGCUAGAAACACUGCAGAAUGCACCCCAUCUGGAAGUGCACAAGGACAUGAUCAGAUGGAUAUUGAAGACUUUCAAUACUAUUAAAAAGCUAAGAGAAAGCUCUUCUUCAAGUCCUGUGGCUGAGGCAGAAGGAAAUAUCAUGGAGGAGAGUUCACGUGACAAAGACAAAGCCGAAAGGAAGCGAAAAGCUGAGAUCGCCAGACUGCGCAGGGAGAAGAUCAUGGCCCAGAUGUCUGAGAUGCAAAGGCACUUCAUUAAUGAAAACAAGGAACUCUUUCAGCAAACUCUGGAGGAGUUAGAUACUUCAACCUCUGGAGGACAUGACAAUAGCCCUAUAAUUUCAGAUUCAAAACUCACAGCCUUGGGACCAGAGCAGACGAGAGUAGCUGAACCCAGGCAGGUUGUUAUGUGUAUUUUGUGUCAGGAGGAACAAGAAGUUAAAGUGGACAGCAGGGCUAUGGUCUUGGCAGCAUUUAUUCAGAGAUCAACUGUGUUGUCUAAAAACAGAAACAAAAUGGCUCCAGACCCUGAAAAGUAUGACCCAUUAUUCAUGCACCCAGACCUGUCAUGUGGAACACACACGGGCAGCUGUGGGCAUAUUAUGCACGCUCAUUGCUGGCAAAGGUAUUUUGAUGCAGUCCAAGCAAAAGAGCAACGGAGACAACAAAGAUUACGAGUGCACACAAGUUAUGAUGUAGAAAAUGGGGAAUUCCUUUGCCCACUUUGUGAAUGCUUAAGCAACACUGUUAUUCCUCUGCUUCCUCCACCAAGAGUUUUGUUUAACAGGUUAGACUUUUCAGGCCAACCAAACAUAACUCAGUGGAUCAAAACAGUAUCCCAGCAAAUAAAAACACUGCAUUUACUUCGAAGCGAAGACUGUGCAAGCCAUUCUGGUCAUUCAGAAAAAAUGGAUCAACUGCAAUUACCUGAAGGAUUUAGACCAGAUUUCAAACCGAAGAAUCCUUAUUCUGAGAGCAUAAAAGAGAUGCUGACAACUUUUGGUACAGCAACAUACAAAGUAGGCUUGAAGGUUCAUCCAAAUGAAGAAGACCCACGUGUCCCUAUAAUGUGCUGGGGGAGCUGUGCUUACACGAUACAGACUAUAGAGCGAAUUUUAGCUGAUGAAGAUAAACCAUUAUUUGGUCAUUUACCUUGUCGACAGGAUGACUGCCUUACGUCACUCACAAGAUUUGCAGCAGCUCACUGGACAGUUUCAUCUCUUUCAGCAGUACAGGGUCACUUUUGUACUCUGUUCGCAUCACUGGUGCCUAAUGAAAAAAAUGGAAAUCUUCCUUGCAUACUUGAUAUUGACAUGUUUCAUUUACUGGUAAGCUUGGUGCUCUCCUUCCCUGCCAUACAUUGUCAGGAUUUUUCAGGGGUUAGUCUUGGCACUGGAGAUCUUCACCUGUUUCAUCUUGUCACUAUGGCACACAUAAUACAAAUUUUACUUACCUCAUCAACAGAAGAGAAUGGCAUGGAUCAAGAAAAUACUAACAGUGAAGAGGAAGUAGCUGUGCUUACACUGUAUAAAUUUCUUUGCCAGUGUACAGGAAGUGCCUUGAAAGAAAUUUCCUCAGGCUGGCACCUGUGGAGGAAUCUAAAAGCUGGAAUCAUGCCUUUCCUGAGAUGUUCUGCUUUGUUUUUUCAUUACUUAAAUGGAGUCCCAGCACCCUCAGAAAUUCAAGUAAAUGGAGCAAACCAGUUUGAACACUUAUGUAGCUAUCUUUCCUUGCCAAACAACCUCACUUGCCUUUUUCAAGAGAACAGUGAGAUUCUGAACACGUUAAUAGAAAGUUGGUGCAGUAACAAUGAAGUAAAAAGUUACCUGGAAGGCAAGAGACAUGCUAUCAGCUAUGCAAGAGAAUCCAACAAAUUAAUACACCUUCCGGACGACUACAGCUGCCUCAUUAACCAAGCAUCCAAUUUCUCGUGUCCGAAAUCAGGUGGUGAUAAAAGCAGAGCCCCAACAUUGUGCCUUGUGUGUGGGACGAUGCUGUGUUCUCAGAGUUACUGCUGUCAGACUGAACUAGAAGGGGAAGAUGUUGGAGCCUGCACUGCACAUACAUACACUUGUGGUUCUGGAGUGGGCAUAUUCCUUAGAGUACGAGAAUGUCAGGUGCUAUUUUUAGCUGGGAAAACAAAGGGCUGCUUUUAUCCUCCUCCUUAUCUUGAUGACUAUGGAGAGACAGACCAGGGACUCAGACGUGGAAAUCCCUUGCAUCUUUGCAAAGAGAGAUUUAAAAAGAUUCAAAAACUCUGGCAGCAGCACAGUAUCACAGAGGAAAUUGGACAUGCACAAGAAGCAAAUCAAACACUAGUUGGCAUUGAUUGGCAGCAUUUAUAAUGAUUAUCUGCUGAAGACUGGAACUUUAAUGAAGAUUUUUGUAAUUCAGUAAGCUUUUCAAAGGAGGGAUGAGGAAAAAAAAGUCUGAGGAAAAAAAACAACCCAAGAAACUCAGUCCUGUUAUUUAAUCUUUGUUUUACAAUGUAUUUCAUAAAGAUACCAGUUAACAUUAAUCAAGUAAACUUCUUUCUAUGUAAGCAAGUUUUAUUAGUCCUAUAAUUUGCACUGUGCUUCCUUCACAGAAAUGUCUUGGGUUAUAAACCUGGGCAAAUGAACUUAAGUUUCUGAUAAAAAAAAAAAAGAAUGACUCUUUUUGGAAGUCUGACUGAUUUUUCUUAUAAACUGCAAGAGAAAA
Messenger RNA from Acanthisitta chloris (rifleman), 5524 nucleotides. RefSeq names its product ubiquitin protein ligase E3 component n-recognin 2 (gene UBR2). Bases 1 to 5169 code for a protein of 1722 amino acids. Gene Ontology annotation, molecular function: zinc ion binding; ubiquitin protein ligase activity. Gene Ontology annotation, cellular component: ubiquitin ligase complex; cytoplasm. NCBI's taxonomy places the organism in Eukaryota, Metazoa, Chordata, Aves, Passeriformes, Acanthisittidae. The transcript is spliced from 47 exons. The record is from RefSeq and is a predicted model, not a curated record. Gene Ontology annotation, biological process: ubiquitin-dependent protein catabolic process via the N-end rule pathway.